Molecule: messenger RNA, 1459 nt
Organism: Selaginella moellendorffii
Lineage: Eukaryota; Viridiplantae; Streptophyta; Lycopodiopsida; Selaginellales; Selaginellaceae
Product: fructose-bisphosphate aldolase-lysine N-methyltransferase, chloroplastic
Exons: 14
Coding region: 31-1335 (434 amino acids)
Biological process (GO): peptidyl-lysine monomethylation
Molecular function (GO): protein-lysine N-methyltransferase activity; protein binding
Source: RefSeq, a predicted model, not a curated record
AUUCCGCUCUCCAAAAUCCAAGCUAGGCCAAUGAGGGCGGCGAUGAAUGGCGCCCACAAGCUCUCGCUGGAAGAGGCGCAAACGUCGUGGUUCGUGCGCCAGGGCGGCGAUUGCUCGGCCGUUCGCAUUGGGGAAUCGGCAUGCGGCAGGGGAUUGUUUGCUGCUCGGUCGAUUCGCGCUGGAGAGCAGAUUGUGCGAAUUCCUCAUGAGCUGGUGCUCACGGCCGAGAAACUAGACGAUUGUGUGAAGAAGUUACUAUCGACAGAGUAUGAUUGGUGUCCUCUGACGCUUCUCAUCCUUGCGGAGCAACACAAAGGAGAGGCUUCUAGAUGGGCUCCAUACGUUUCUUGUCUUCCAUCAUUUGGGGAUCACCACUCUACUAUUUUCUGGGGGAAGGAGGAAUUGAAAUUCUUGGAGUGUACCCGUGCUUUCCGUGGAACAGCCGAGCGGCGUGAAAUGAUCUCGGACGAGUACAAUUCAGUGAAGGAUGUAACGACUGUUAUAAGCUCGUGUCCUCACGUAUUUGGCGAAGAUAUCUCGCUUUUCCAGUUUGCGCAUGCGUAUGCUACUGUCGUUUCACGAGCUUGGAAUGGUGCUCUUUCCAGCGAAAUCUCCAUGAGGCCUUUUGUGGACUUCUGCAACCACGAUCCAGUUUCUCACGCAACGGUGUCACACGACACUUGCAAGGAUGCGACAGUCAUUAUUGCCGAGCGCGAUUACACAAAAGGCGAAGAGGUUUUUAUCAGUUAUGGCAAGCGCUCCAACGCUGUACUUGCAGUAGACUACGGUUUUGUGCUUCCUAACAAUUUGAGUGAUCAGGCCGAGCUUUGGAUGGAAAUUCCAUGGAACGAUCCACUUCGCGAAAAAAAGCUUGAACUUAUGAGGGCAUUCAAUAUGCCAACCUUGCAGAAUGCUGAUGGAACGGAGAGUGGUGAAUUGCCAGUCAUCUUGGAGGAGGUUUUGGACUCAGCGGACUGGGAAGACGGGGUUGUACUCCCUCAAGCCCGUGCAUUUUCGCGUAUUAUUUGCUUGGAUUCCUUGGAAGACAUAGAAUCAAUGAUCCAAGAAUCCGAUACGCUUCAAGCUCCAUUAGCAUACCAGCCAAGAAAGGACGUGGCGAAGGAAACCCGGGCAAUGAAUUUCUUGCUGGAGAUGAUCCAGGAAAGCAUCACGUCACACGAGCAGGCAUUGCUGAUGCUGCAGUCGGCCCCCGACCACAUAAACAAAAUCCGCCGAGGAAUGGCUGAAGCUGUUCUUGAUGGUGAGCUCCGAGUUCUAGAAAACUCUAGAGGCUGGCUCAAAGAUUGUCUUCCAAAUGGACAAGAGCAAGUAUAGGGGAGCAUGGUUUAUUGAUAGGCUGGAGUUGUAGAUAUUGAUGGAAGUGUGCUUCAUGUGGCAUGUCCAAUUUGGAUAGAUAGAUUUUUCCUAACCUUGAAUGUUAGAUAACACUUCCUAUUUA